Messenger RNA from Oreochromis aureus, 6643 nucleotides. It is a transcript of the gene veph1, whose product is annotated as ventricular zone expressed PH domain-containing 1. NCBI's taxonomy places the organism in Eukaryota, Metazoa, Chordata, Actinopteri, Cichliformes, Cichlidae. The coding region runs from base 624 to 3098 and encodes 824 amino acids. Gene Ontology annotation, biological process: regulation of signal transduction. The record is from RefSeq and is a predicted model, not a curated record. The transcript is spliced from 15 exons. Gene Ontology annotation, molecular function: phosphatidylinositol-5-phosphate binding. Gene Ontology annotation, cellular component: plasma membrane.
CAAGAUGGCGCGCUUUCCCAUGGUGACCGAGGAGGACGACAGUGAGGGUUGCUCUGUGAGAGGACCUGGAUCUGCGCAGGGCUUUUUUAUUUGUGUUGCUAUGUGAGGCUUUGGAGCGCGGGUUGAAGAUACUGAGCGAGGAUCCACAUUCAGCGUCCGCGCGCUGUCGACGUGCUGCGUGGAGCAGGACUCAGCUGCAGAAGGACUGCCUUCUUCAGAAUAUGCCCUGUCUCCAUGGUAACAGGCCUCAGGCAGACCCAGAAAAAUGUUGGGCCAAGCUCGUCAACCUUACCUGAUGCUGGACUAGGCUGGAGAGGAUUUUAACAAAAAUUAUAAAACUAACAAGUCCUAAUAUGAUGCAUCCGAUAUUUCUUUGUGUAUAAAAGUGUGUGCCUGAAAAUCUUCAUAUAUUUCAGCUUUAUUACAUUUUAGAAAGACUUACUUUCCCGCAUCCCUGGCAGAAAAGAGUCUUCUAUUUAAAUAUCUUUCUAAAACCAGGAGGUGAAGAAAAAGAUUGCUAUGGUAUUCAAGACAUUAUGUCAGGGACUCUUUCUCAGUUAAGUGAUCUUAAACUGUGCGGAGGCGGUCCCAGGCUCGUCUCAAGGUCCUAAACCAGGACAAGGAUGCACCAGCUGUUUAGCCAAGUGCUCAGCCAGAGGGAUCUGUCCAGAGCAGGUGAUCUGUUCUCUCUGGAGGACGCAGACAUUGAAGACUGUCUGUCUCAAGCUCUGGACCAGAUUAAGGCAAUCUCCUGCUCACCGGACUAUUUGACCAAUGACAAUGACCAGGCAGUGGUGGAGAUUUGCAUAACGCGCAUCACCACAGCCAUAAGGGAGACGGGCUCCAUCGAGCGACACAGCACGGCGCUGGUGGGACUGUGGGAGUCCUGUCUGGAGCAUAACCUCACCCCGCAAGGUGAAAACACAGAGGACACUCCGCAUGCUAAGAUAGCCUCUGACAUCACCAGCUGUAUCCUGCAGAACUACAGUUGUCCUUCGGUCAUGGUGCUGGCUGUCCCGGUGGCCGUGCGGUUCCUGCACAGGGGCAACAGGGAGCUGAGCAGGAACAUGUCCAGUUACCUCUCUCUGGCCGCUAUAGCCAAGGCCGAUCUGCUGGCUGAACACACAGAGGCCAUAACAGUCAGUGUGCUGGGAGGUAACCACAUGCUGUUGAGAGUUCUGCCCUCAGUCUACCCCAAACAACCAGACACCAUUCACCACCACCUAGGCAACCUCACGGCCAUGAUGCCACAGCUGGAAUCCACCGAGCAACAACACCUGAUCAGGCUUAUUCAAAUGGUUGCCGAGCAACAUCCACUUAUGUUGAGCCCUCAGGUUCCCACAUUGGUCGGUUACCUAGGGAACCAGUCUCUCACCGAGGCUCUUUUGGGAGCACUUGUCGAUGUGUCUCAAGCAAGUCCUUCCUCGCUGGUCAGCUUUCUGCCAGCCCUCAGGAUAUUGGGACAGCAGUUUCCUGCUUUUCUGGCUCAUGUGGCCAAAAUCCACGGUGCUGUGGGCAUCAUCAGCGAGACUCAUGCUCACAGCUCGUUGGUCUACCUGGUGUCCCUUCUGGGCGGCAUGGAGCACAGCUUUCACCACACCCUUCUGCUGGAGAUCAGAGCGCUGACCGACCGUUACCCAUCUUUGCUGGGCGGCUGCGGUAAAGACAUCUACAGGAUGAGCAACUCUUUCACUGCUAUAGCCAGGCUUCUGGGAAGACGACUGGAGGAGAAAUCAACGGCACACUGCAGGGUGGAUGAGGCGUUCCAAUCAGAUGGAGGAGGAGGAGCACCAGAGCAGCAGCUGCAGGUGAAGAUCCAGGCUUUUGAGGAGAAACUGGGAGACACAGUGGAAGACGAGGAGGAGGAGGCGGCUGGGGAGGACUCUCCUGCCCCGCAGCGACCCUACAGCCUAAGCCAAACAGUCAGGGAGGAGAGGCGUGAGAUGAGAUUCAACAGGUCAAAGAGCCUGGCUCUCCAUGCCGUGCGUUCUCGGUCCAUCAACUCAGACGAAGGGGAGGACGGUGAAGGGGUGGAGCUCAGCACAGAUAGCGCCUUUUCCAACACUUUGCCUAAUCAGCAUUCAGAAAACCACGAAGUCUCACCUGCUGAGAGGAAAUUGACAGACGGCUCUCUGGUCGGCGUCACUCCGCUAGACAGAGCGGCCAAAGAGGCGGAGAAAAGUCAAAGCGGAGAGAAGGAUGGACAGAAAGGAGAGCGGGCGGAGGCUGACAGACUCUUCAUCCAUUUAAGAGACAAUAUGGAGAUGAUCGGAGAGUUCUGUAAAGUAAUGGUGCAGCAGAUCCCCGUCCCGGAGCAGUGUGUGAUAGAAGAUUCCAGUCGAGGUUGUGUGGCCAAGCUUUCGUUCUCCUGCCCUUUGAAGGGACACUACUGUCUGUACGCCAAAUCCUGCUUCAACCUGACCAGCCGACAGCCGCAUCUAUGGAUUCACAUCAUGUUGUUACAUUUACAGAGUAAGUCCCGCGUACCUCUCAGCACCAGGGACGAGUGUGUCCAAAAACUGGGUUCUCUUUGGGAAAAGACGCAGCUGAAAGGAGCUCACAGCUUUUCUAUGGCCAUGACACAGCAGACUACCCCACACAAGAAGGACCUGGACAACCUUCAGAUCCAGCUAGAAGAGGUGCGCUUCUUUGACUUGUUUGGAUACAGUGAGGAGGAAGGAGGCUGGCUCUGCUUCAUGUGUAACAACCCUGAGAAAGCUACAGUCGUAAACCAGGAGGGACAGCCUUUGAUCGAGGGGAAGCUGAAAGAGAAGCAGGUUCGCUGGAAGUUCAUUAAGCGCUGGAAAACCCGCUACUUCACCUUGGCGGGAAAUCAGCUCCUUUUCCGGAGAGGCAAAUCGAAAGAUGAGCUGGAUGACAUCCCGAUUGAGCUGAGCAAGGUGCAAAGCGUCAAGGUGGUAGCCAAGAAGCGUCGGGACCGGGGUCUGCCGCGCGCCUUCGAGAUCUUCACCGACAGUAAAACGUACGUGCUGAAGGCUCAGGAUGAGAAACACGCUGAAGAGUGGCUGCAGUGCAUCAACGUGGCUGUGGCUCAGGCCAAAGAGAGGGAGAACAGAGAGACCACCACCUACCUGUGAGAGCAGCACCGACCGAGACGCCGGCAGGGACGUGAAGUCGCAGCCAAACAUACGCUGACUUCCACAUGUAGGAUAUUUGUUUCUUAUAAGCAUUCAUUUACAAGACUGGGGGAUAAAAAAGACCACAGCAGGUGACUCUGAGAAGAAAAACGAAACGCACUGCCAGUAACUUGUCAGUAGCACCACCAGCUCUGUCUUCAGUCGCAGUAAUGAUGGAGCGCAAAUAAGAAAAAGGAUUUUUAGACAUUAAACCAGCAAUAAAAGACUAAUGAAGGAUGGUUACGUAUUGAAAACACGACUCCCUGUAUUUACCGUUACAUUAGACCAACCUGCCCGUGUGCCAUCUUCUCGACGCGUAGGCCGCCAUCAGCGAAAGCAAAUGUUUGUUUUACGUGUUCAGAUGUCACCUGACUUUUCAGCUUUGCUUCUACAAGCAAACGAAGCCGGCAUCAGUGGGAAGUUGGGAUUUCUCCGUUUAAUGACGCAUUUAGAGUCCAGAGUAGUAUUCAACAAUAAAGACUUCAUCAAAACAAAGACCUCAUAAGAAGUUGUAGCAAUAAUGAGACUGAACAGUUCCUCUGGAAAGCAGGAAGGAUGGAAAACGAGCCUAAUGGAGAGCAGAUGGGGAGCGCAUUGGAUACUGGAAUAUUGUGUGUGUGUGUGUGAAAGAGAGAGUGAGUGAUCUUAAAGCAAUAGCUCAGCACUUUGGGAUAUAUGCAGUCACCUUCCUGCCAAGAACUGGAAGAGAUGAUUCAGGCUGCUUUCGUGUAGCUGUGUGAGUCAAGUGAAAUGAAGCUAAAGCUUAGUGUAAAGACUGGAAUUUGAAUUGGACUAGUCUGGCUAUGACUAACUCCUGGUAAGGGGGUGGCGGCCGGGGACAGCAUAUUUCCUCAAAUGUCAAACAGGGCCAAUAAUAAGAUAUGUUUAACUCAUUUUGUGUCAUGUAUCCUGCUGUAUUCUGUAUUUUUCAUCACUAACCGGGGUUUUUCCUAGUUUAAACAGGCCUCUAGGGGGACUGGUUGAGUCUUUUGUUUAAGAGUCUUUUGUUCCUUUACUAAACAGAAGUCUGUUAGUUUUGUUAAACAAAAAUGUAUUUUUAAAAAAAUAUGCCAGGAACACAAACCUGAAUUAAAUCUGUGACGCUGUUUUUCUUUUCUGCCCUUGUACCAAAGUGGCUUAUGAGGCAAGUCCCUUAAGACCCCACGCAGGGGUCACUUUCUGUUCUUUUGCAAUCAUGGUAACUGAACCAACGGCGCUAUUUCAGGCUUUUUCAAACGAGAGAGGUCUGCAGCAAUCCACUCCAGUGUUUUACCAGGAGCAGCAUCAGCACAGCUGUUGCCUAAUAGUGAAGUUUGGAUCACAGGUUUCUAAGAAAUCACUGAAGCAAAUGAGUGGUUUCCUUGUGGAUUUAGAAAGGUUGCCAGUUCAGUCCCACUGAUUUUCGAUGACUCUGCGAGAGGGAGAGUGGAGGUGAGCUGGCUUUAGAACAGGCCUGUUCCUCGGGUUUGGGUUUAAAAGCUUGUGUGAUUUUAUUUUUUAUUUUUUGGGGAAAUGUCUCAUUAGAUUUUUAUUUUUCUCCCUGAAAAUUGAGACGGAUGGAUGAAGAAAGAGUGAAGAUCUGAGUGUUUAAAUUGGCUCGUACUGAUAGUGUGCACCACCUUUAUUCACGCUCGACUGUGGCCACUCAGUUAUUCUGUCAGAUUUCUUUUCUACCCACAGGUGAACGCUGCUUUAGCACUUUUUAAAGUUAUAUGUAACAUUAAAGCUGCUAAAGGUGGUCAUAAUUUGAACUCGUUUGACAGACGAGCUCUCUCUCGUCGGUCCUUCGGCUAAAAUCCUGUCAGCUGAGUAAAUGCAGCCAUAACACAGCCUUUCCCACCAGGUCAGGUUACCCCUGUUUGUACUUUUAGCUGUCCCUGUUACCCCCACCACCACCACCACACACACACAGCACAGCUCACCUGCAUCUGCUUACAAAUCAUAUUAUUUACAUCAUGUCUCUCCCUCACAUUUUUAUUCCUUCCUUCCUUCCUUAUGACCUACUUACACACAUGACUGUGGGCCUUAAAGCCAGCGGGGUAUUCCCCCAUGACUGCUUUUUAUAAAAAUGAAUAUUUAUAUUCAUAGGGGUACGGCAGCAUCUCAAGAAACUGUGGACAGAAAGGAAUUGCAUAUUCUUGGUCCUAGAUGAAUGAAACCUACUGAUUCUGAUUGCUGACAAUCAGGAUGGAUACAUCCUACCAUCUUUUUUUCUGACCACUAUCUUCACAUUUAAUCACUAAUAAUUAUUAAACUCUGGCUUUCACACCGAUAGUUUGCCUUUUUGUCCCAUCUCCCACCAAUCACCCCCAACCAGUAGCAGCAGAUGCCUGGCCUUCUUUGAGCCUGGUCUUCCUGUUAAAAGGGUUUUUUUCCUUCCCACUGUCGCCAAGAGCUUGCUCAAUAGGGGGUUGUCUGAUUGUUGGGGUUUUCUCUCUAUUAUUGUGGAGUUGCUUUAUACCUUACAGUAUAAAGUGUCUUGAGGCGGCUGUUGCUGUGAUUUGGUGCUAUAUAAAAGGUUAUCCUGAUACUUAUUGACACUUUUUUGUCCUAAAAGCAAACAGACCACAUUUGAGACAAAGUGUUAUGCUAUUAGAUAUUAUUAUAUUCAGCACCUCUGCUGACCUGCUGUAUUGUAAAGGUUUCAUAAAGCUGUUGCUCUUUUUAGUUGAACAGUGUUGAUUUGUGAGUGUUUAAAGUGAAUGUGUUAUAACAUGAAUGCCAGAGUUGUGUUAAAGUAGCGAUAUGAGCUCUCAGUGCUGCCAUGGUGGCUUAGUUUCCAAAUCUCUGGGGCCAGUUAUUCAUUCAUUCAUUCAUUCAUUCUAUCUAUCUAUCUAUCUAUCUAUCUAUCUAUCUAUCUAUCUAUCUAUCUAUCUAUCUAUCUAUCUAUCUAUCUAUCUAUCUAUCUAUCUAUCUAUCUAUCUAUCUAUCUAUCUAUCUAUCUAUCUAUCUCUCUCUCUCUCUCUCUCUCUCUCUCUCUCUCUCUCUCUCUCUCUCUCUCUCUCUCUCUCUCUCUCUCUAAAGCACAGUGAGAUUAUGUGUACACAGUUAGAAGCAGGAUGGAAUCUGCUGUAGAUUUUAACAAUCACACAAACUGUGAAGAUGAUUAUAAGUAUUCCAGUGAAUGUAUAAAAACAUUAGCAUUAAUAUCAGCCCCGUGUGGCGAAUCAUAGAUGUUUGUUGUUGUUUUUUCUUGCUUUUAACCUUUAGCAUGUUGUUCGAUUGCAUUUGAUUUUUUUAUAUAAUGCCAGUAUUUAUUUUUACAGGCGUUUAACACUUUUAUCGUGUCUGGAAAGACGACUGAAACUACAAAUGCCAGAUUUUACUGUCUCCUGAUCUUCCUCUUCUCGUGUUUUAUAUUACUCUGAAUUAACACUGCAAACAAAUGAAUGCUGUAUUUUAUUUGAAAAUUCAAGAGUUAUUGUUGUGAUUGUCAUAUUUUGCCUGCUGCACCUUCUGCAUGCCUGCCUAUCAGACAGAGCGCUGUAAUAAAUCUUUACAAUAAC